GGCAACGUAGAGUUGGGUUGUCCAUGUCGGCUACCGGUUCCUUGCGCAUGAAGCCUUCGACACCAAACGGGCCGUGCGGGCUAUUAUUAUAUCUCAUCACUCCCUGGCCGUGUUGUCUCUAUCAUCAUGCCGCGUCGAGACCUGGGAUUGCUGAUAUUUUCCCGUUCCGCCGUCCAUUUCGUCAACCCGGGAUGUGUCCGUGCCAUACCUUCGAGGCCAAAAGCAGACAAUACUAUGAUAUCCUUGGUCCGGCAGCUGUGUUGGACUCUUCGGGCGCCGACGCUGUCUAGGAGGUAUCGCGAUGCCGGGAUUGGGUUCGCAUUCAUCGCGUUAAACCAACUGUUCAUCCUCCCCACCCAGAUUAUACUUGAUAUCCACUCCGUCAGUUUCCCGGCUUCUAUCCUAGUGAUGCUUCUCUUUACCGUCAUCCUGCUCGUUGCAAAUUGUGUUUAUGGGGAAACGGCUCGGUUCUAUUCUGCCCAUAUACGUGGGCCAACAGACUUCCUUGGCCGCCACAUGUCGUUUGGCUUCGUGGCGUCAUUUAUAAUGCUAAACCGGGACCACGUAUCCAACGCCGUCGACAUCCCGAUAGUUGCCGGCGCAUUCGUGGUCACGACAAUUGCGGGUUACGCGGGAUCGUUCUUGCUUUCAUGGGGCACCUUUCAACUCGAGAGCCGAUUUAGAGGGCGGCAAAUUCGAAUUCAUGACCACGAAAGCGAGAACAAGGCCCAGCCCAGUCCAUCUAUAGCCUGGCCCGCCCCGCUCGACGGAUCCCGGAAAUUCUUGUGGAAGUUGCUUAGAAUCAGCGCGGUUAUGGCCCGGGGUAAAUCUCUCGCAUCGAUUGGGCCAGCAAAAAGGGGUUUUGUCUCACAGUUUAUGGUUCACCUCCUCAACACCCCGCCGUUAUGGAUCUGUGCGCUUCUCAUUCUCGCAAUCGGACUUCCGGUAUACUUUACAACUAAGUAUGAGACGCCAUUCGAAAGCCUAUUUUUUGUGUUGUUCUGGGUCAUGUCCGUGCAGUUCCAGAGAUCCCUGAGGAGUUCACACGGCCUAGCACCAUUCCCGCGGGUGAGAUCGACGCUGGUCAUAUUCGCAAACCCGGUGCUUGUAACGAGCGGCUUCGGAACGGCCUACCUCUGGAUCAAGACAAGCUGCACGGGGCAAACCAUCGAUGAUGUCGUUACACAGUUUCGUCGACACAACAGCUUAGCGGAGGGCGUUCUCGACAUCGUUAAGGGCCGUAAUAGUUUCGCUGACCACAUCGGCACCGGUGAUCUGGCCGGCACGGUCUUGGAUGCCGGUAUUGUCUGCAUGAGUUUCAAGAUGUUUGAAUAUAGAAGAGAACUGUGGCAAACCUGUAUCACGGUGUUCACCACGUGCGCAAUCAUGGCUGCGUUUAAUGUCUUCUUAAAUGUACUAAUCGCUCACGGGCUAGGUCUCCAAGAAGCCGAUGCUGUCGCUUUCGCCGCCCGUUCCGUCACGAUUGCGCUUGCAGCACCCGCCGUUCAAAACCUAGACGGCAGCACGACGCUCAUGACCGCGCUAGUCAUAUUCGGCGGCAUCAUCUUCCAAAUGGUGGCAGACUGGUUGUUCUCGCUCCUACGGAUCCAGGACCAGGGGGGCCAGCAUCUGCAGCUUGACAGCAGCAAGGACAGCGGUAAGAUGGAACCGGCGGGGGAAGAAAGGGAGCCGGCGCGGCAACGUCUUAGGACGGAAGGUAACCGCGUGAUCGCGGCGGGGGUGACGGUGGGCAUCAACGCGGCGGCGAUGGGCACGGCAUAUUUGAUCGAGCGGAACUCGAGGGCCACCGCAUACUCGGCAUUGUCGAUGACGGUGUUCGGGGCCAUAACGGUAGCUCUCACGACUCUGCCAGGCGUCUCGGAAGUCAUCGGCUCCCUGGCGUCAACAUGAGAACGAGCGUGGGUUUUAAGUCGAGAGGUAGGCUCUAUCGAGCACUACGACGAUAAGAAGAGCCGCAAAGCGCCCCAUGGCGCAUUCCGAAGAACUUGGGAGGUGGAUAACGGUACGCGUAAUACGAUAUCUACGAUCCGCGAACCUGUUUAUAUACUGUAGCACAAGGACCAGAGAGGGGC
This is a messenger RNA of Durotheca rogersii, 2093 nucleotides long. RefSeq lists its product as uncharacterized. Bases 127 to 1911 code for a protein of 594 amino acids. Lineage: Eukaryota; Fungi; Ascomycota; Sordariomycetes; Xylariales; Xylariaceae. The transcript has 2 exons. The record is from RefSeq and is a predicted model, not a curated record.